Messenger RNA from Haliotis rubra (blacklip abalone), 2563 nucleotides. RefSeq names its product putative ankyrin repeat protein RF_0381. Lineage: Eukaryota; Metazoa; Mollusca; Gastropoda; Lepetellida; Haliotidae. The record is from RefSeq and is a predicted model, not a curated record. Gene Ontology annotation, molecular function: protein binding. Bases 149 to 1942 code for a protein of 597 amino acids. The transcript has 2 exons.
CAUUUUACUUUUACCUUGUUCAUGCCUGGUGUAUCAUCAGUCCAGGUUACACGUGUUGGCGUCAUGCGGGUACAUUUUGUACGUGAGAUUACCCCGAGUUUCACACAAAUGUUGAUGGUUCCUCAACAGACACAAACGUAUUGACACCAUGAAUGUCCUACGCCACGACAUUAAUGCAAUACGAGCAAUGACAGCAAAUACCAACCUACACGCUGAAUGCAGGGAAGGGAAUCUUAACAAUGUGAGAAAACUAUUGACCACGAACACAGCGAACGUCAACAAAAUGGGAUUGUAUGGCUGGACGCCAUUGCUUGCAUCAGCAUGGAGUGGAGAUACAGACGUGUUGGACUGCAUCAUGUAUAAAGGCGGUGACGUUUCGGCAGUUGAUGACGGAGGUGACAACGUCCUUCAUGUGGCAUGUAACGGGGGUCAUGACCACAUGGUUAAAUACAUCAUAUCCUUGAACGUCGUCGACGUCAACUGCAGAGGACAACAUGGAAGGACACCGGUGAUGGUGGCAGCGUUGGGUGGUCAUCGACGAAUGAUGACUUCACUUUUGAACGAAGGAGCCAAUUUAGCAUGUGUUGAUGACGACGGCAAUACUAUGCUGCACGUUGCAUGCUGCGGAGGUGAUGUUGAGACGGUGAAGUAUGUCCUUUCUCGAGGCAGUACACAUGUUGAUAGCAGGAAUCGUAACGGCUGGACAGCCCUCAUGUGUGCAGCUUGGGUGGGACAAAGAGGAGCGUUUGACGUGCUUGUUAAUGCUGGAUGCGAUGUGUCGCUGGUUGAUGCUAACAGAAAUACAAUCCUCCACCUGGCUUGUCUUGGAGGUAAUGUCGAUAUAGUGAAAUAUGUCCUCGUUGAGAUCCGUGAUGACGUUAACUGCAGGGGUCAAUACGGGUGGACACCGGUGAUGAUUGCAGCGGAGAGAGGGUACAGAGGCAUGUGUGACUUCCUUGUGGGUAAGGAUGCUGAUCUGUCGGUAGUUGGUGCUGAUGGUAAUACCAUCCUUCACAUGGCAUGUCUUGGUGGUGAUGUUGAGCUUGUGCAGGAUGUCCUCAGAGAGACACAAAUUAACGUCAACGUGAAAGGACACGAAGGUAUGACUCCCGUGAUGAUAGCAGCCAGGAUGGGGAAUCAGAUAUUAUUUGACCUUCUUGUGAGUAAAGGAGCCGACGUGUCCAUCGUUGAUGACCACAACAACAACAUCCUUCAUAUGGCCUGUCUUGGAGGCGAUGACGCCAUGGUAAUAGACAUUCUCCUUCAGAAACAAUUCACCAUCAACAGUUCAGGACAGAAGGGGAUGACGCCAAUCAUGUUCGCAUCCCGAGCCGGACACGGGGUUGUGUUUGACGUGCUGAAGAGUAAAGGGGCAGAUGUAUCAGCUUUAGAUGAUGACGGUAACAACGUUCUCCAUCUUGCAAGUCUUGGUGGUGAUGAUGCCAUGACGUUCCAAGUGCUCAUCGAAACCAGCAUCAACAUCAACGGUAGGGGGAAGCUUGGAAGGACACCGUUGAUGCUGGCAGCACAGUGUGGACACAAAGGUGUAUUUGACGUUCUUUGGAACAGAGGUGCGGACACAUUACUGUUUGAUGACGAGGGUAACACCGCUCUUCAUUUGGCCUGCUCGGAAGGGAAUGUUGAAAUGAUACAUUACAUGCUGUUACAAACCACAUUAGACGUGAACUGUAGAGGCAAGUACGGUAGGACCCCUGUGAUGCUGGCAGCAGAGUUUGGUCACAGAGGAGUCGUUCGUAUACUUCUGAGACAAGGCUGUGAUCUGUCACUGAUUGAUGACGACGGUAACAACAUCCACCACGUAGCCGCCAUCGGCGGGGACGUGGACAUGGUGAGAUACAUUCUCUCACUUGACACUGAGGGGGCUAACUCAAGGAAUAUUCAUGGAUCAACAGCAGGUAUGAUAUGGAAAGAAAGACAGUGACUGUAUCAGUUAUACCCCACCGUGCUGGAAGAUAGAACAAUAUGAUCUUGAGCGAAACAAAUGGGCAUGGUGUUACAAACCUGUGUGGUUAUGUUCAUACAGCUUAGGUCACAAAUCAGUUAAGCAACGUUGGGUGCGGAGAGUCAUUGAAUGGGUGACCGUGUUUGACAGCUUGACUCCUGAGAGUUUCUAGGAUUUCAAUCCUGCCCCACAAAGAAGCACAUGUGAUACAUGUGGUCUCAGUUUAGUCAAAUGAGUUGCCACAAAAUUGCCACUGUUCACCCUGCAGAAAAUGGGUACCCGGUGGGAUAAGUCAUGUUACAAUAACUUUAUAGCUCAUCACAGGCAUCUUUGGUUAUCUGGGCUCAUAAUUGUCUGCACAAUGAGCAUGCUGUCGGUGUGGAUUUAGCGCAAUAUGGACUAAUUAUUACUAAUUAUCAAACAUGAUCUUGUCGAAUCUUAGAUUCAAUGCCAUACUCUUGCCUGAGGGACGCACCUGAAAGUCGGGUUGUCGGCUGUCGAAUACACUGGGAAUAAUGUCAGUAAAGCAGUUCCUGGUUUGAAUAGCAAAGGUGCAUGAUAAGUCUCUCUUUUGUGCCAUAAAUUGCUUAUAUGUUUUAA